Glarea lozoyensis ATCC 20868 is the source of this 4734-nucleotide messenger RNA. Its product is annotated as Protein kinase-like (PK-like). Gene Ontology annotation, cellular component: phosphatidylinositol 3-kinase complex, class III, type II; phosphatidylinositol 3-kinase complex, class III, type I; nucleus-vacuole junction. The record is from RefSeq and is a predicted model, not a curated record. Gene Ontology annotation, molecular function: protein binding; ATP binding; protein serine/threonine kinase activity. The transcript has 2 exons. Bases 1 to 4734 code for a protein of 1577 amino acids. Gene Ontology annotation, biological process: late endosome to vacuole transport; protein targeting to vacuole; macroautophagy. NCBI's taxonomy places the organism in Eukaryota, Fungi, Ascomycota, Leotiomycetes, Helotiales, Helotiaceae.
AUGGGUCAAGGGUUCUCUCUCACUGCCCUUGCAGCGGGAUCGGCUGGUAUAGACGUACAAGAGUUAAAUGAUUUAGUGUACGAAAAGUCGAUGGGAAAUGCCCGAUUCAUGAAGAGUAUUCGAGCUCGGCAUCGUGAUGGAGUGGUCCUGGUUAAAGUGAUGGUGAAGCCAUAUCAGAUGAAGCUAGAAAAGUAUAAGCGGAAGAUAAUCAAGGAGAGGAAAGCCUUAGCUGACGUCCCCAAUGCGCUUGCAUAUCAACGAGUCGUCGAAACAGACACAAACGGAUACCUCGUACGACAGUUUUUACAUAGCUCACUGUACGAUCGCAUAAGCACACGACCGUUCCUUGAGGAUAUUGAAAAGAAAUGGGUAGCUUUCCAGCUUCUGUGCGCUUUACGAGACUGCCACGGCCGGGACAUUUUUCAUGGGGAUAUCAAGACAGAGAAUACCUUGGUCACAUCGUGGAACUGGCUAUAUCUGGCAGACUUCUCGUCAUCAUUCAAGCCUACAUAUAUGCCAUUGGACAAUCCUGCGGAAUAUCACUACUUUUUUGCAACCUCUGCGAAACGAGGCCCCCAGACACAACCGUGUUAUACGGCACCAGAACGUUUCGUUGCUUCCGGGAAAGAAGCAGACCCUGACGCUCCUAUAACCUGGGCCAUGGACAUCUUCAGUGCCGGAUGCGUGUUGGCGGAACUCUUUCUGGAAGGCCCUUUGCUCACUCUGGAGAGUUUGUUCCGAUACCAACGGGGAGAGUUUGACGUCAAGACUCAACUAAGUCGAAUUGUGGACAAGGAUGUAAGAGACUUGAUCGCGCACAUGAUCCAAUUAGACCCCGAGAAGAGGUUUUCAGCAGAAGAAUACCUCCAGUUCUGGGCGAAGAAGGUCUUUCCAGACUAUUUUUACAGCUUUCUUCAUCAGUAUAUGGGCCUUGUCACCGAUCCAUCAUCAGGUAGAAAUCCAAUAUCUGGGGCAUCUGCGAAUCUUGGAGAACCCGAUGAACGAAUUGACCGCGUGUGGUUGGAUUUCGACAAAAUCUCGUAUUUUCUUGGCUAUGGAGACGGAAACGAGAAAAGAACAAAAUCAAAUCGUGUCCCAUCUGGCCAUGGGCUGGACUUGUUCCCCGUACAUCUCAACAUUCCAAACAAUGAGCAUCCCCUUACCGUAAUGGACUCGAAGAAGUCAGUAGAUGAUGGGACCCCUAUAUUUCUCGCGCUGGUGGUGGCCUCCCUGCGGAAUACAGCUCGUUCAGCAGCUAAACUACGGGCCUGCGACUUGCUACUGGCAUUUUCAGAGAGACUUACGGAUGAAGCGAAACUUGACAGAGUCUUGCCACAUUUUAUUAUGUUAUUGUACGACCCUGCGGAUGUUGUUAAGGUCGCCGCCAUUCGAUCUAUGACCCAGCUAUUGGCACUGGUAACUGUGGUUUCACCGAUGAAUGCACAUGUUUUCCCGGAGUAUAUACUCCAAAAUACACAAGAACUCCUUCAUGGAUCCAAGAAGAAGCCUAGACCGCUUGUUCGUGCAACUUAUGCAGCUUGUUUAGGAAGCCUUGCUACGUCUGCAUCUCGCUUCCUUGACAUGGUUGCGACCCUGCGAGCUGACGGGUCUCUUCCAACCAUCGAUACAGAGACCGAUGAUGGCAUCAAAAGCCAUACGGGAGCACAAGGCUUGUUUGACAACACUCGCGCGGAGCUCAUCAUCGAAUUAGAAGCGCAUACAAAAUCACUCAUCACGGACCCAGAUACUUCGGUGAAGCAGGCCUUUCUCGGCUCGGUUCCAGAGUUGUGCAUGUUCUUCGGAACAGCAGACUCGAACGAUAUCAUCUUGAGCCAUUUAAAUACCUAUCUGAACGACCGAAACUGGAUACUGAAGUGCGCUUUUUUUGAAACUAUUGUAGGCGUGGCUACUUUUCUUGGUGGCACUAGCUUGGAAGAAUUUAUGCUACCACUAAUGGUGCAAGCCCUCACUGAUCCCGAAGAAUUCGUGAUCCAGAGGGUCCUGCAUUCAUUUGCGACCAUGGCUGAGCUUGGCUUAUUCUCACGGUCGAAAACAUGGGAGCUUGUUGAUGUGGUUGGCCGCUUUACUAUGCACCCAAACAUUUGGAUCCGAGAGGCCGCAGCGAUGUUCCUUUCUGCGUCAACACUCUUUCUUUCGAUGGCUGAUACCCAGUGUAUUAUCCUACCCCUAAUCAGGCCUUAUCUCAAGAAUCCUCUUAGGGACCUCUCAGAACUCAGCAUACUUGGCAGUCUAAAGAAGCCUUUCUCCCGCUCCUUACUCGACCUGUCCAUCACUUGGGCGCUGAAGGUUGACCGAGGCAUUUUCUGGAAACAAGCUACCAAACUACGCACCUUUUCUUUUGACUCGAACAACACCAUUCCGACAAUCUUGUCGAAAGACCUUGGCCCCCACGCAUUGCAAAAGAUCCCGAAGAAUGAGGAGGAUGAACAGUGGCUGAAAAAGCUUAGAAACAUGGGUUUGACCUCGGAGGACGAGUUCAAGUUGCUAUCUAUGAGGGAGUACAUUUGGAGAUUGUCUGCGUCGAAGGCCCAUGAACCUGCCAGCCAGACCUCGAAUCUCAACAAUAUUAUCAAUCUACGCAAAAUCGGCAUCACACCACAGACAGUAUUAUUUGACGAGAAAGCGAUGACCGAGGAGGUUGAGCAAGUUAUCAAACGAGUGUUCAACGAAAGUAACAAGCCGCACACAAUCGCGGAUGCGCUACUAGAUGCUUCAAUGACAAUUGAUGACCCUAUCGCGAUUCGCCGCCGAUCAGCAUUCAAUAGCCACCAGUCAAAGCGUAGCACCCGUGAGGGACUAUCUCCGACAAUGCCGGCUGGUCACGAUAACGCUUCUCCUGUUUCUACGCCUGGAACCCCCCGAGAGACUCACAACACCACAUCAUCAAGGUUUCCUGGAUCAUCAAGGCCAUCCAGGCCGAGCGUGACCCUUAACGGGAGUCGUAGACCCAGCGAUGAUGAUACAAGUUCGGUCCCGGAUACAUUGUCGAGCCUCAACUCUAGGGAUCACAAUCACACUAUUAAUCAUAGAACCAGCGCUAUGGACUUGAUAGGCCGAAAGGAUUCCGCAAAGUCAUCAAAGUCGUCGCCUGAAACGGCUACGAGUUCUACCAAUGCUUUCGGUAAAGUAGAGGGGCCCUUCUCAAAUGCCGGUGGCGACCCCUCAGCACUGGCAUUGGCUAGAGGCAUGGACAGUGGCACGAAUGAUCGGAUUAAAUUCAGAGGCGCUCACACAUACACAGGCAACGAUCCGAGCAUUCUCAAGAUGCUCGACGCCAUGUAUGUGGACAAUUACCCAAUGGAUAUCGCUGUAUUCGGGCCAAUAAUUGCCCCAUCCAGUCGAUCUAAGGCUUUAAGUAGGAGUACCAGUCAGCCAGUCACCCAACCCUGGAAACCUGAAGGCAUUCUAGUCACAACCUUUUCAGAGCACGUCGGUCCUUUACACCAUAUCUCUAUUGCCCCCGACCACGUGUUUUUCCUUACUGGUGGAGACGACGCGUGUGUAAAAGUCUGGGAUAGUGGUAGGCUGGAGCGCAACAUAGCUCAUAAGUCUAGGGCGACCCAUAAACAUGCUGUCGGCGCUCGAAUCUCUGCUCUAUGCUUUGUCGAGAACACUCACUCUUUCAUCAGCUGCGCCAGCGAUGGAACAAUCAACGUAGUUCGAGUUGAUUGCGUGCAACAUAGCGGAGUGAUGAGAUAUGGUAAGCUACGAGUAGUCCGGGAAUAUCAACUCCCAAAAGGUGAAAUGGCGGUGUGGGCGACAAACUUCAAAGUGGAAACUAAUUCGACGUUAUUAAUCGCCACAAAUUUAUCAAGGAUUAUAGCCAUCGAUUUGAGGACGAUGGUAGUUCUAUACACCAUGGUGAAUCCGGUUCACCAUGGAACGCCUACUUGUUUUGUGGUUGAUAAGAAAAGACAAUGGCUGUUGCUUGGUACAUCACAUGGAGUAUUAGAUCUUUGGGAUCUGCGAUUCAGAGUUCGACUUAAGGCUUGGGGCGUGCCAGGCGCCACUUCCAUAUACAGAAUUGAGUUACAUCCAACGAAAGGCCGUGGGAGGUGGGUGUGUGUAGCGGGCGGAAGUGGACAAGGCGAAAUCACCGUUUGGGAUGUUGAGAAGACGCAGUGUAGAGAGGUAUAUCGAGCAAUAGGCAGUCGCCAAAGUCCUAAAGGAUACGAGCCAUGGCCAGUAGAUGAGGAUCGCCCAGAAGGUAUGUUAGGCCGCUUCGCGACUGCAAUAGAGUCGACAGGGUCCAGCAAUUCUGACCGUGGAGUUCGUGCGAUGAUCACUGGAACGGACAGCCAUGACAAUGGACGAGAAUCUACGAAAUUAGGCUUCAUAGUUACGGGAGGCUCGGACAGGAAGGUUCGAUUUUGGGAUUUGGAUCGCGUUGAGAAUUCAAUGGUUGUGAACGGUCUUGAUAUUGAAGAGAAAGUGCCUACAUUUAGUUCAGCACAUCCCACCCCAACCUUAACGCUCAGCACAGAAUCAGCUGGACGCCCCAAUCCAACAGCGCCGAAUGCGGGUGCUAGCUCGAAGUCUUCAAGUACCAGAUCCGUUAGUACCAAGCCUCCGAGAUCUACCGUAAUAUCACUCCAGCAACAGCAACUCUUAAAGUCACAUCUUGAUUCGAUUCUCGAUGUCGCGUUAUUAGAAUCUCCAUACGGCAUGUUGAUCUCAGUCGACCGGUCAGGGGUUGUAUUUAUAUUUCAGUAG